UCAAUCGGUAUGGAUUUGAAAGGAAAGGUUAUUCUUAUAACUGGUGCUAGUAGUGGAAUCGGUGCAGCGACUGCAAAGUAUCUAACUGAGCUGGGCGCAACGGCGGUAUUGACCGGGAGAAAUGCUGAAAAUUUAAAUCAAAUUGGAGCAGAAUGUGAAGCUGUUGGGAAAGCCAAACCAUUGCUGAUUGUAGCCGAUGUUACGAAGGAGGCGGACAAUGUGCGUGUCAUCGAGACUACGAUUGCCAAAUUUGGCAAGCUAGAUGUUUUGGUCAACAAUGCGGGCAAAGGAACCGGAGGAUCGAUUGAAAACACUACCUUAGAACAGUACGACGAUAUUAUGACCACAAAUGUGAGAGCAGUUUUCCACCUAACCCAGCUGGCGGUUCCACAUCUGAUCAAAAGCAAAGGCAAUAUUGUAAACGUAUCCAGUGUGGCAGGAACCAGAUCGUUUGCUAAUAGUUUGGUGUAUUGUAUUUCGAAGUCAGCUUUAGAUCAAUUCACUAGGUGUACCGCCUUGGAGUUAGCUCCCAAGCAAGUGAGAGUUAAUUCCGUCAACCCAGCGGUUAUCAUAACAGACUUUCACAAGCGACUAGGGAUGGAUGAUGCUGCUUAUGAUGCAUAUUUGAAGCACUCAGCGCAGAUGCAUGCGUUGGGGCGCGUGGGUCGUGCCAGCGAAGUUGCAUCCGCUAUUGCGUUUUUGGCCGGUGACACGGCUAGUUUUAUCACUGGUACGACACUGUGUGUUGAUGGUGGAAAAAACGUUAUGUGUCCACGCUAGAUAGGCACCUUGUUUUGACUACAAUAAAAAUGCUCUAGGAAAAUAAAAUGGCACAUUGCCAAUCACUAAUCCAAAAUCUAA
Sabethes cyaneus is the source of this 861-nucleotide messenger RNA. RefSeq names its product 3-oxoacyl-[acyl-carrier-protein] reductase FabG-like. Lineage: Eukaryota; Metazoa; Arthropoda; Insecta; Diptera; Culicidae. The coding region runs from base 10 to 780 and encodes 256 amino acids. The transcript has 2 exons. Gene Ontology annotation, molecular function: oxidoreductase activity. The record is from RefSeq and is a predicted model, not a curated record.